This is a messenger RNA of Mytilus californianus (California mussel), 855 nucleotides long. RefSeq names its product zinc finger protein 235-like. Gene Ontology annotation, molecular function: RNA polymerase II cis-regulatory region sequence-specific DNA binding; DNA-binding transcription factor activity, RNA polymerase II-specific. The annotation marks the transcript as partial. The record is from RefSeq and is a predicted model, not a curated record. The transcript is spliced from 2 exons. Lineage: Eukaryota; Metazoa; Mollusca; Bivalvia; Mytilida; Mytilidae. Gene Ontology annotation, biological process: regulation of DNA-templated transcription.
GUAAACCUAUAAAGGUUUUUAAAUGUGAUGUAUGUGAUAAAGGGUUUAAUCAACUUUGUUAUCUACGGGUCCACACGAGAACACAUACGAGUGAAAAACCUUAUAAAUGUGGUGUAUGUGAUAAAGGGUUUAGUCAGCUUAGUAAUCUACGGGUCCACAUGAGAACACAUACUGGUGAAAAACCUUAUAAAUGUGAUGGAGUAACCUUACAGAGUCACAUGAAAACACACACUGGUGAUAAUUCUUAUAAAUGUGAUGUGUGUGGUAAAGGAUUUAAUAAAAAAUGUCACAUAAAAACACACACGAGAAUACACACUGGUGAUAAACCUUAUAAAUGCGAUGUGUGUGGAAAAGGAUUUAAUCAAAAAGGUCACUUAAAAACACACAUGAGAUUACAUACUGGUGAUAAAACGAAUAAAUGUGACGUAAGCGCGAAAGAGUUUAGUAAGAGUAAGAACUUGAGGUCUCACUUGAGUUCACACAAUGAUGAUAAACCUUUUAAAUGUGAUGUUUGUUGUAAAGGGUUUCACCAGAGAUUGACCUUACUGACACACAUGAUAACACACAACGGGACUAAACCUUAUACAUGUGAUGUAUGUAGUAAAUCAUUUCGUAGUUUUCAACCCUUACAAACGCACAUGAGAAUACACACUGGUGAUAAACCUUUUAAAUGCGAUGUGUGUGGAAAAGGAUUUAAUCAAAAAGGUUACUUACAAACACACAUGAGAUUACAUACUGGUGAUAAACCUUUUAAAUGUGGUUUAUGUUAUAAAUGUUUUACACAGAAUAUAAAUUUACAGAGUCACAUGAAAAAACACACUUGUAUUUAGACACGCACUUACAAUUAUCUACUGU